Molecule: messenger RNA, 2309 nt
Organism: Caenorhabditis elegans
Lineage: Eukaryota; Metazoa; Nematoda; Chromadorea; Rhabditida; Rhabditidae
Gene: cus-2
Product: 17S U2 SnRNP complex component HTATSF1
Exons: 4
Coding region: 39-1367 (442 amino acids)
Biological process (GO): chromatin organization; mRNA splicing, via spliceosome
Cellular component (GO): chromosome; nucleus; U2-type spliceosomal complex
Molecular function (GO): RNA binding; nucleic acid binding
Source: RefSeq, marked reviewed
AUUAAAGUUGCUGAUUUUCUUUAAUUUCAGGCUUAAAAAUGUCGGAUUUUGUGCCAGAAACCGAGGAAAAUGAAGAAGAAUCUCAAAAAAUCGAUGAAAUCCAUGAAAUCCCAGCUCAAGCAAUUAUCAUCGACCAAAGUUUUUCUCGACGAUUUCUCAACAAUAAAUGGUACGGAAAGUACGGCGAAGAUGGGGAUCUUCUGGAGCACAUCGACGAGGACUGGGAGCCCGUAGGCCUCGACGAAGUGGAAUUUCUGAGCCAACUGUGGUUUGAGCAGGAGGAUCAGGAGAAAAAAGCUCAUAGGCACUAUGAUUGGGAUGAAGAAAAGAAGGAAUGGGUGCCGAAGGCCAAGCAGGAGGAGGUCAAUGAGGAUUUUAUCGCAGAAUAUCAAGCGAAUUACGGGGUUCAGUAUGAUGAUAUUUAUAAAAAAAUGGACGAAGAAUUGCAAGAAAAAGCGGCAAAAGCUCAAAAAGAAGAUGAAGAGAAGAAGGAGAAGAAGCGGAAGAAAAAAGUUGGCUUGGGAGCCGGGGAAGACGCUAAAGAGGGCUGGCUUGACCUAGGAGAUAAGGUUCAUGCGGUUUAUGUGUCAAAUCUUCCGGAAGAUAUUACAGACGAGGAAUUCCAGAAAUUUAUGUCAAAAUGUGGAGUUAUUCAGCCGGAUAUUCGAACGAAUAAGCCGAAAUGCAAGCUUUACCGGGAGGAAAACGGCAAACUCAAAGGCGACGGAAGAUGUUGUUAUAUUAAGAAGGAAUCUGUCGAGCUUGCCUGUAACAUUCUCGAUGGAGCGAACUUAAACGGGCGGGAAGUGAAGGUUGAGGAAGCUCGAUUUGAGAUGAAGGGCGAUUUUGAUCCGGCGAGGAAGCGGCGGAAAUUGACUGCGGCGCAGAAAAAACGAUAUAUGGAGCAGCAGAAUAAAAUCUUCGAAUGGACGCCCGAUAAGCCACGUAACUACCGUCCAAAGUCGGACUGUACGGUUAUUGUCAAAAAUCUGUUCACUCAGGAAAUGAUGAACAAGAAUGCGGCGUUGAUGUUGGAUUUGAAAGAGGAAAUGACACAAAGUUGUCAGAAAUAUGGAAUUGUUAAGAAAGUCGUCGUUUAUGCGAACCACCCGGACGGCGUCGUAUCGGUAACCUUUCCAACGACAGAAGAAUCGGAUAUGGCUGUAAAAUAUCUUCACGGACGAGUAGUUGACGGUCGGAAAUUGACAGCCGAGCUCUGGGAUGGCCGGACAAAGUUUAAGGUCGAGGAGACGGAAGAGGAUGAGGAGAAGCGUCGGAAAGAGUACGAGAAGUAUAUUGAGGGUGGAAGUAGUGAGACGAAGGAGGAGAGCGACGACGAUGAUGACGAUGAAGCUGAAGAUAAUUGAUUGAUCUAAAUUUUUUCUGAAAAAUUAUUUUUAGUUUAUACAUUUUUCCGAGAGGAGCAACCGAUCAAUUUUUACCAAAACUAUGUUCAAAAUCGCCCAAAAAUAUCAAAUUUAGUGAAUUUUCGUUUUCAUGGAUUUUUCGAAAAUUAGCUUUAAAAAUGUUUGCCAAAUUUUUCGACGAUAUCGCGAUAUUUUAAAAAUUUCGAACAAAAAUUGCCUAAUUUCAAUUAAAAUCCCUUUUUUCGAAAUUUUCUAAUUUUCUGGGCCAAUUGGGUCGUUUAAAAAGAAAAAUGGCCAAAAUUUGAGAGUUUUAAAAAAAUUCUAAAAUUUCAAUCCUACGAUUUUCCGGGAAAAAAAUUUUCUUGGAAAAUUGCUUUUUUUUUGAAAAAUUAUUUUUAGUUUAUACAUUUUUUUUCCGAAAAUAGGAACAACCUAUCAAUUGAAAUUUUCAAAAAAAAAUUAAUUAAAUUUGGAAGCAUUUUCCGAAAAAUUGCAUGUUUUCGGUUUUCUAGAAAAAAAAAACUAAAAGAACGAAAAAUUUCACCAAAAAUCAAAUAUGAAAAUACUUUCCUAAAAAUCUGAAAAAACCAGAAAUUUUCAAUUUUCCCUAUUCAAAAAAAUUCAAAAAAAAAACCAAAUUUCAGUUAAAAUCCCUUUUUUCGAAAAUUUUAAAAUUUUCUGCGCCAUUGUGUCGUUGAUUUGAAAUUUUUUUCUAAAAAUCCGUGAAUUUUUGAAAUUAAACAAAAAAUUUGAAAAAUCAAAAAUUAUCGAUUUUUCAACGAAAAAAAUUCAAAAAUUUCAAUCUUACGAUUUUCCUAACUAAAAAAAAAUUUGAAGUAACGAAAAUGUUCAAUUUUUUCGAAAAUUUUCGAGGUCAUUUAGAGUUUUUUCUGUGAAAAUUGCAUUUUAUAUACUCAUUUAAAUUAAUUUUUAUAUAUUCCU